UCCGCCGCCCGCCGCUUCCCCUCCGCCGCGGAACUCCCGGGCCCGGCCGCGGCAGCCGCCCGGCGGGGAGCGGAAACGGACGGAGCGGGGCUGGCCGCCAUGGCGCGGGACCCGGCCUUCGUGCUGCGCUACCUGGCCGAGGUGGAGGAGCUGGCCGAGGACGUGCUGGCGGCGCGGCAGCAGAUCGUCGACCUGGACGUGAAGCGGAACCGGAACCGCGAGGCGCUGCGGGCGCUGCACAAGGACCCGGAGCCCGAGGGAAAAGCCACGGUCUGCUUCGGGAACAUGUUCAUCGAGCUGCCCAAGGCGAAGACCAAGGAGAUGCUGCAGAAGGGUACGGCGGGCCCUGCCCGGUGCUGGCCGUGACGAGAUCAGGAACAUCUGGACGAGGAGAUAAACAACCUCCGGAAGGAGCUGCGUGUGAAGGUCAACCGUCUCUUUGAAGCUCAAGGUAAACCUGAGCUGAAGGGAUUUAACCUGAACCCCAUGACCCCGGAAGAAAUGAAACUCAU
Molecule: messenger RNA, 512 nt
Organism: Numida meleagris (helmeted guineafowl)
Lineage: Eukaryota; Metazoa; Chordata; Aves; Galliformes; Numididae
Gene: PDRG1
Product: p53 and DNA damage regulated 1
Exons: 5
Coding region: 100-366 (88 amino acids)
Source: RefSeq, a predicted model, not a curated record